UUGGAAUUUCGUUGGACGUCGGCAAGGUGCAAUUUCUAUAUCUAUUCAUCUUUUCCGAGGGCGCUGUUUUCUCGAACUCGGUCCCGACGGAUCUCCGCUUGCUGUGGUACUGUUGGUGAGAGAGAGGGAGAAGAGGGAGAUGCAGACCCCUUUGAUCGCGGGAGAGGGCAGCAGCAGCAGCGGCGCCGGCGGAUGGCGAGGUGCCGCCUACCAAAGGCGGAAGUCCGUUCCGCGGAGGUCCGACGCCAUAACUUACGGAAACAACUACCAGAAGGCCGCAGCUCUCGUUGAUCUGGCAGAAGAUGGUAUUGGUCUUCCCGAGGAGAUUCUAAAUGAUACAAGAUUCGAAAAGGCUGCAAAGUUCUAUUUUGUCUACAUUCGCUUGGAUUUUCUAUGGUCACUUAAUCUUCUUGCCUUAAUUAUACUCAACUUUCUCGAGAAACCUCUAUGGUGUGCAAAGUAUGGCCACUAUUCUUGCGAGGACAGAGAGAACUUUUUCCUUGGACAGCUGCCUUACUUAACCAGUGGCCAAUCACUCACUUAUGAGGGAAUAACACUAUGCAUUCUUGCAUUACAUACUUUGCUUCCACUUGCAUAUGAGGGUUUCCAUCUUUACUGGAAGAAUCAUUUGAACAAGUUAAAGGUCACGCUUCUCUUGGUUUUAGUUUGUGAUAUGUUCAUAUAUGCUCUCUCUGUGUCACACAUGUUUGUUCCUUUACUACCUUUAAGAGUCGCACCAUAUAUCCGUGUUGUCUUUGUUAUUUUGACAAUCAGGGAUUUGUGUGGAUGUAUGCUCACACUGGCUGGAAUGGCUGGCACAUACCUUAAUAUCUUGGCUCUUUCGGCUUUUUUCCUCUUAUUUGCCAGCUGGUUAGCUUAUGUCACAUUUGAGGACACUGAACAGGGAAGGACCAUGUUUAGUUCUUAUGGAACCACAUUAUAUCAGAUGUUUGUACUUUUCACCACAUCUAACAAUCCAGAUGUGUGGGUUCCUGCCUACAAGAAUUCGCGAUGGUCAUGCCUUUUUUUCGUCCUCUAUGUGCUGUUGGGUGUUUAUUUCCUUACAAAUCUUAUUCUUGCUGUUGUUUAUGAUAGCUUCAAAAAACAGCUUGCAAAGCAAGUUCUUCAGAUGGAUACAAUGAGAAAAUCCAUUUUGGAAAAAGCAUUCAGUCUUAUAAAUGUUAAUGGUUUUGUGAACAAGCCACAGUGCAGUCGUCUGUUUGAAGAAUUAAACAAAUAUCGGUCUUUGCCAAAAAUUUCAGAAGAAGAUUUUGAACUGAUAUUCAGUGAGCUUGAUGAUAGUGGUGACUUCAAGGGUGGAUUUAUGUGUUGGAGAUGGCUUUGAAAAUUUUUUCAUUUGGAUUUGAUGCUUAUUGGAUGGAUGGACAAAAUCGAUUUGAUUUUGUGAUUACAUGGAUAAUUGUUGUUGGAGAGACUAUGACAUUUGCCUUCCCAUCCGUGCUUCCUUUUCUUUCAAAUGGCGAAUGGAUUCGCUACCUUCUGAUUGCAAGGAUGUUGCGCUUAAUAAGGCUUCUACUACAUGUCCAGCGCUAUAAAGCAUUUGUUGCAACAUUCCUAACUCUUAUUCCUAGUCUGAUGCCAUACCUAGGGACUAUAUUUUGUGUACAAUGCCUUUAUUGCUCACUUGGAGUACAGCUGUUUGGUGGAAUCGUAAAUGCUGGAAACCCUAAACUGGAGAUGACUGAUCUUUCUGAUAACGACUAUUUGCUUUUCAAUUUUAAUGACUACCCAAAUGGAAUGGUGACAUUAUUCAAUUUGCUAGUGAUGGGAAAUUGGCAAGUAUGGAUGCAGAGCUACAAGGAUUUAACAGGAACUUCUUGGAGUCUUGUAUACUUCGUCAGCUUUUACCUUAUAACAGUCUUGCUGCUUCUUAAUUUGGUUGUUGCUUUUGUAUUGGAGGCGUUCUUUGCUGAAAUGGAACUUGAAUCAGCCUCUGAACCACAAGAGGAAAAGGAGGAUCCUGCAAAGAAGGAGCGACGUCGACGAGUUGGUGUGAAGACAAGGAGUCGCACAGUUGACAUUCUUCUUCAUCAUAUGCUAAGUGCUGAACUAGACUCCCAAAGUUGCGAAGCAUAGUUUCACUAUUCCCUGGUACCGUCGGUGUCAAUUUACGAGUGGAGUGAAAACUAGUCGGUUCACCUCGGUAGGAGCCAGCGCAGGAGCUUCAUAUGCGUAUUCUUUAAUGGUGCAGUGUAUGUUUGAAUAUUGUUCCAGAUUGGUGUUUUAUUAAUUAUUUUUAUUUGACAGUGUGGUGAGUAAUUUUCUCUGAUUCUAGAGUAUUUGCAUUAUGCAUCAGUGGUCGUAUUUUGAGGAGGAAAUAAAUAAUAAUAAUAAUAAUAAGCUUCUUUGUCUUGAA
This is a messenger RNA of Musa acuminata subsp. malaccensis (wild Malaysian banana), 2377 nucleotides long. The record is from RefSeq and is a predicted model, not a curated record. Lineage: Eukaryota; Viridiplantae; Streptophyta; Magnoliopsida; Zingiberales; Musaceae.